This is a messenger RNA of Closterium sp. NIES-65, 753 nucleotides long. NCBI's taxonomy places the organism in Eukaryota, Viridiplantae, Streptophyta, Zygnematophyceae, Desmidiales, Closteriaceae. The record is from the annotation of a GenBank genome assembly.
AUGGCGCCAUCGGCUGCCAGUCAGAUGCUCGUCAAGGUGUCUCGAUCUGUUGCUGCGCUGACUCCUCUGCCCCGAACCUCAUCGGCUCACGUGCUGCGCGUGUGGCGAGCGGCGGACGCGGUGUGCUUCGACGUCGACAGCACGGUCUGCGUCGACGAGGGCAUCGACGAGCUCGCCGCAUAUUGCGGAGCGGGCGAGGCAGUAGCUGCCUGGACGACCAAGGCCAUGUCCGGGUCGGUUCCGUUUGAAACAGCUCUGGCCGCUCGGCUGGAGAUAUUUAAUCCCUCCGCUGCUGACGUGGCAGGGUUUCUCAGAGACCAUCCGCCAAGGCUAAACCCCGGUAUUGGUGAACUCGUUAAGAGAUUAAAGGCGAGAGGAACCGAGGUGUACCUUAUUUCUGGUGGCUUUCGGCAAAUGAUUGAGCCUGUCGCCGCGCUUCUGGACAUCCCCGUUACAAACAUCUUCGCCAACCGUCUGCUUUUUGAGGAGGGAAGCGGCGCAUACGCUGGGUUUGACGCUAAUGAGCCCACUUCUCGGAGUGGAGGCAAGGCCAGAGCCAUCGCGCAGCUGAAGCAGGAGCAUGGAUUCAAAAGCUUGGUCAUGGUGGGAGAUGGUGCCACUGAUCUAGAGGCUCGGCAACCAGGUGGAGCCGACAUGUUCAUUGGGUACGGAGGGAUCCAGGUCCGGAAAGUUGUUGCUGCCGAAGCUAACUGGUUUGUGAUGGAUUUCCAAUAUCUCAUUGAUAGUGUAUAG